CUCGGUUGCGGGCACUCCCGCCGGGUCGACAGCCUUCAGUUUGACCUGCGACCCCAAAGAGCCCAAGCCCAUGCCCCUGCCCCGCAGGGGAAGGGGAUCCCGCCUGGAUGCCUCCCGAACGGCGGGCACUAGCCUUCCGCGGGUGACGGCCCGCUCUCCAAGGCGUGCCGGCCGCAGGGCCCCGUCAUCAAGCCAUGCGCAACGCCUCACCCGGCGGCGCCAUUCCUCCGACCAGGUCCCACCAGUGCCUGAGCCGCAGACAGACUUCCGCUUGGGAAGGUGGCUCCAAGAGCGCGCCGCAGGGGACUCCAGGGACUCGCGGCAGGCUUCGCGUGCUAGGAUGGGCUCCAGGCUCAGGGUCUGUAGUUGGGAAGAAGUGGUGAUCCCUUGCGCUUCUGAUGAUGACUCAGAAAGUGUGGAUUUGCAGCUGAGCAACUUAGAAGAUAUUAAAAAAGACCCAAGUAGUCUUGAACUUACAGACUCGGACAUCUCUGACAUUCCUGGACUCCCUUGGGAAUCCCUCACAGAUUGCUUCAGCCACCCGACCCACCAGCAACCCCGUGGCGAGGUCAUCAUCGAGAGGCUGAUUGGAUCUGUACAGGAGUUUUUUAAUUGUGAGCUAAAGGGUGAAUUUGAGAAGCUGACAUUCCUAAGAUCUUUGUCUUCUCUCAGCCGAACUUUACCUUAUGAUGAAACCACAGAAUCAUUUAUUCAAAGCCACAUAACAGACAUUGUGCACAUCCUAAAUUUGCUGUUGCAAGAGGAGCCCCCACAUUCUCUCCUCAGCCCCAUGCGCCAGGAGGUCUUCGUCACCAUUGCUGACUUCAGUUACCAAGAUGUCCAUUUGUUUUUUGGCUCUGAAGAUGGAGCUGACUUGUUCAGUCUUGUCAUCAAAAGUAUGAUUACUCUGCCUUCUGUAACGACCCUUGCUCAGCUGCAGGAAGUCACGGCAAGUAGGCCCAACAACUCAGAGUGUCUCUACAGGCAGACAUUUCAGGCAUUCUGUGAGAUGCUCCAGAGUUUGGUGGUAAAAGACCCACAUUUGGAAAAUCUUGACACCAUUUUUGAGCUCAUGGACCCCUGGUUACAGUCAGUCAAAGACCAUGAGCGGGAACGGGCCACAGCCAGCAUGGCUCAAGUUCUGAAGUGCUUAUCUAGCCAUCUCAGCUUGAAGCUUCCACUUCGGUUCCAAAGACUUGGACACCUGGUGGCCCUCAUGGCACUGCUAUGUGGGGACCCACUGAAAGAGGUGGCCGAGGAGGCUGCAGAGGGCACACACCACCUGCUGCAUAUCACCAUGAGGUUGAAAUAUCUCACUCAUGACAAGAAAAAUCACCAAAGCUUGCGGAAAGCAAUGAAAAAAUGUCGAGAACUCCUACAGCUCUACAAUACUAAACAGUUCUACAGUUGUCCCUCCAAAAUUGCCCAGGUCUUCGAAGUUUUUCUCAAUUCACAUGAGCUCUGCCAGUUUGUAAUGACUACACUGGACGGCCUGAAAAAUGUGAGACAUCCCUGCACUCAGCAAUCAGCAGGAGAAUUACUGAUAACACUGGUGAAAAAUGCAGAAUCCCGCUUUGAGAAGGUGCCAGAAAUAAUGGGAGUUAUCUGUGCCCAGCUAUCCACAAUCAUCCAGCCAAGCAUCCGCCAACAAGUCAUAAAUACCGUGAGCUUGUUUGUCUCCAGGCCCAAGUAUACAGAUAUUGUGCUCAGCCACCUUCUGUGUCAUCCAGUACCAUAUGACAGGCAUCUGGUCGAGUUGUGGAGAACGCUGGAAGUAGAGCUGCCCAGCACGACCUGGAUUCUCUGGAGGCUCCUGAGGAAGCUGCAGAAAUGCCAUAACGUGCCCACUCAGGAGAAGAUGGCCUAUGUAGCUGUUGCUGCAACAGAUGCCCUUUAUGAGGUGUUUAUGGGAAACAGGCUCCGAGCAGCUACGUUCCGACUCUUUCCUCAGCUUCUCAUGACACUGCUCAUCCAGAUUCACCACAGCAUCGGCCUCACCAUGUCUGAUGUCGCCAUUCCAAGUGGCCUAUAUGUAGACCAAGAAGUGUCUUCGGAGGUCACCCCUUUGUGCUUAGCCAUACAGGCUACAAAGACUCUCCUCCUUAGAACCUUGUGCUGGCAGGAAUUCAGCAUCAUGGAAAAGAAUAAAGGAUGGACCCUUCUGGAAGGAAAAGAUUGCCAUCUUCAGGGAGUAUCUCUCCUUGCCAGUGCUUUGCUGGAAAGACAUCACCUCCUUGCACAUAAGGUCAUGUACUUGUUAGUCCCUCUUCUUAACCGAGGGAAUGAUAAACAUAAAAUCACAUCUGCAGGCUUUUUUGUGGAGCUUCUCCAGAGUCCAGUGGCUAGGAGACUGCCCAACGUAUACUCUGUUGCCCGCUUGAAAGACUGGCUACAUCAUGGGAAUAAUCUCUUCAGAGUUCUUGGCCUGAAGGGACUGUGCUAUCUCCUCAGACACCAGGAGAUGAGGGAAGAUAUCAAGAGGCUGUUGCCAUGCAUCUUAGACAGCUUGUAUGAAACCGACGAGAGUAUUGUGUUACUGGCCAUCCAGAUACUCCUGCACUUUGUUCCUUCAAUGGAUUUCACCACCCUGGCUGCCAUGAUGAGGGCGCUGUUCUCCUUAUUUGGUGAUGUCAGACCUAAUGUUCAUCGUUUCUCCAUGACCCUCUUUGGAGCCUCCAUAAAGUCUGUGAAAAACACAGAUAAGAAGGGUGUAGAGAACCAAGUCUUGGACAGCUUGGUCCCGCUACUUCUAUAUACUCAGGAUGAAAAUGGUGCAGUAGCUGAGGAGAGCAGGCGAGUCCUAAGUAUAUGUGCCCAGUUCCUGAAGUGGAAGCUGCCCCAAGAGGUAUACUGCAAAGAUCCGUGGUACAGCACACCUCACGAAGUUGGAACCAUCUGCAAAUUCUUUGGGAAAAAAUGCAAGGGGAAAGUUAACAUCCUAGCCCAGACAUUGAUGUACACCAAGAAUGCGAAACUUCCCAUCAGAAGAGCAGCAGCAUUAUUUGUAGGGAUGUUAUCAAAGUACAUGGAUCACAGUGAGCUCAAGAUGAAGGGUACUGACUGGAUAGAGUAUGAUCUGAGAGAUAUGCUCCAUGACCCUGAGCCCUCUGUGCGCAUCUUAGCCUCCCAGGCUCUGUUCCGAGUCCAGAAGGUGAAGUCUGAACCUGAACCCAGGCAGAGAGUUUGCAGGCUGAGGAAGCUCAUGGGCUGUCUUUCUACCUAGAAAUGCAAAGAAGCUACACCAGACAGAAGCAUCCAUUGAGAGAGAGGACUGUUCUUCACUGAACUACCUCAGCAGCUUGGGAA
Messenger RNA from Trichechus manatus latirostris (Florida manatee), 3306 nucleotides. It is a transcript of the gene MROH8, whose product is annotated as maestro heat like repeat family member 8. NCBI's taxonomy places the organism in Eukaryota, Metazoa, Chordata, Mammalia, Sirenia, Trichechidae. The transcript has 24 exons. The record is from RefSeq and is a predicted model, not a curated record. Gene Ontology annotation, cellular component: cytoplasm. The coding region runs from base 71 to 3223 and encodes 1050 amino acids.